AUGGCUGCUCCAUUGAAGCGAGUCUGCCAUACGGUAGCUCGUAAUGCUUCUCAAUGUCACCGACACUGCAUUCCAAGCAACUACUUCGCCGCGAGUUCACAGUGCCAGAAGUCGACAUGGAUAACCAAUACUCAGCAACGGAGACAUCUAUCCCACACUCCCCGCUCAUCAGCCUCUCCCCAGCGACGAUCUCAAGGCAAGGAUGAGGCAACUGAAGAAGACUUUGCCCUUAUGGACGAAGACCCCGACCAGCCAGGUCUCCCUUCCCUCUCCGAUAUCUCUUCAACAGGUUACGGCGAACUCGAACAGCAUCGCGAACUACGCCAGCUGGCGCGUGUAGCAGCCUGGGAGAUGCCAUUGCUCCAGAAACACAGAAAAGAAUUCGUUCCGCCGAAUGAAGAAGAGAUGCCUCUAAGAUGGAGAUACACGACAUACUUUGGCGAACCACAUCCUGCGACCAGGAAAGUCGUCGUCAUGUUCAAGGUGGCGGACAUCAAACGGCUCGAUGACAAGCAAGCGCUGCAUUUCAAGAAACUGUGUGGUUCGAGAUAUAAUCCAGAAACGGACACGGUGCGGAUGAGUUGCGAUUCUUUCGAAGAACCGGCGCAGAAUAAGCGAUGGCUGGGCGACAGGAUCAAGCUACUCAUGAGAGAGUGCCUGUCAAGCAGGUCGGAUAAGUUUGAAGGCGUUCCCUUGGACACGAGACAUCACAAGAAGAAGGUGAUACAUCAAUUCCCUGAGGAGUGGAAGAUCACGCCAGACCGGAAGAAGGCUCUGGAGAAGAAGAGACAGGCUUUGAUGCUGAAGGAAGGUGAAAGCGCCGAGGAAAAUCAGGAGGUUGUUUCCGGAAUCGCAGCGAUAGAGGCUGCGAGACAGGUUAACCUGCAGAAGGAAGAGGAACUGAUCAUGGCGGAGGCGAGACGGCCCUUGCCCACGGGCAAGAUGGGAAGGAAGGAGAUUGGGCAGACGAGGCCUCAGAGGUAG
Messenger RNA from Lecanosticta acicola, 984 nucleotides. NCBI's taxonomy places the organism in Eukaryota, Fungi, Ascomycota, Dothideomycetes, Mycosphaerellales, Mycosphaerellaceae. The record is from the annotation of a GenBank genome assembly.